GUCUCCCUAGCAACCCCAGGGGGCGUUGCAGCCCUCAAGGCCUCUCUGCUGCUAGCUGCAGAGGCCGCACUACGAGACGAAUCCGCCCGCCCGCUGCUCGGCAUAUGCGCUGGCAGUGUGGAGGAGGGCUUUGCCUCUCUCCGGCAGUACCUGCUGGCCCUCGGAUGCGCUGACCCUGCUCUCUUGGAUCAGCCUGGGGGGCUGCUGGUGGCGUGGCAGGCCAAGCACGCCAAGGAGGUGGUGGGGCCAGCUUACAUCAAGUUCAACAGCAACUCCAAGACGUGCCAAGUCUCACCAUACCAGACAGGGACCUUUCGAGGAGUGAUCGUUCAGCUCGGUCGUCGGCAAGUGGGUCACCUCCCACUCUCGCUCUUCCCAUAG
Closterium sp. Yama58-4 is the source of this 381-nucleotide messenger RNA. NCBI's taxonomy places the organism in Eukaryota, Viridiplantae, Streptophyta, Zygnematophyceae, Desmidiales, Closteriaceae. The record is from the annotation of a GenBank genome assembly.